Cladophialophora carrionii CBS 160.54 is the source of this 825-nucleotide messenger RNA. RefSeq lists its product as uncharacterized. The record is from RefSeq and is a predicted model, not a curated record. NCBI's taxonomy places the organism in Eukaryota, Fungi, Ascomycota, Eurotiomycetes, Chaetothyriales, Herpotrichiellaceae. The transcript has 2 exons. Gene Ontology annotation, biological process: mycotoxin biosynthetic process. Bases 1 to 825 code for a protein of 274 amino acids.
AUGUCCUCAUCGCUUCGCUUCCGCCCCCCUGCCUACCUCGGCGAGAAAGACCCCAUCGUUCCCAGGACACCCAAAUCCCCCCGAGGCGCGUAUACGGGUGACCCGAUUCCCGUGAGGAAACAGUCCCACUCACACCUCCGCCGGGCCAUAACUCUCGUGUUCCUGUUCGGGACACUCGCAGCCGCAGCAUUGCUCUUCCUUGCACUAGUCCCCCACUACCAUGUGAGUCUCGGACUUCGGUUCCCGGCGCUCUCGUCGCUAUAUCGGACGGCGGACAAGGGGCCUGGUACGCGUGCAAACCAACAAUCGACUCCGCCCCCUCCCACGGAAAUAAUCCAGGCUGUCUUCGCCGACCAACACGCCUUCCAGAUGCCGGGCGCCAAGGGCGAUCGCGCGUGGUUGAACAUGUUUCCCAAAGGCGAUGGGCGCGUGAAGGUGAGGGAUCCGGAGAUGAGGACGCAGAUCUACGACGUCGCGGUCGUCAAACAGUUGGAAUGCCUGGCCUUCCUCCGCCACAUCCUGAUCGACUACUCCCACGAACAACAUCCCCAGGCGCACGAGAUAUCUCGUGCCUAUCACUGUCUAGACCACGUGCGGCAGGCGGUGCUCUGCGCGGCGGACACGACGCUGGAACCGACCACUCUGCAGGACGGGAUGGCGCCGCGUGAUCAAGCACAGCGUUAUGGACAUGAAGCCACCUCGGGUGCCCAUGUCAAUCCCAGAGCAGCUACCCUGCAUACUUGUAAGAAUUGGACAGCUGUGAAGAGAUGGAUUGAGGAGAAUGGGUGCACUAACGAGUCCGGAAUUGACUCUGAUCUGACUUGA